Molecule: messenger RNA, 5225 nt
Organism: Polyodon spathula (Mississippi paddlefish)
Lineage: Eukaryota; Metazoa; Chordata; Actinopteri; Acipenseriformes; Polyodontidae
Gene: dhx57
Product: DEAH (Asp-Glu-Ala-Asp/His) box polypeptide 57
Exons: 24
Coding region: 199-4407 (1402 amino acids)
Cellular component (GO): intracellular anatomical structure
Molecular function (GO): metal ion binding; RNA binding; ATP binding
Source: RefSeq, a predicted model, not a curated record
AUAAAGAAGCAGCGGAGCCGGUACUCUGAAAGGUCUUACAUCAGGUUUGAAGAUGUGAUUUAGUUCGUAUUUUUCUUUUAUAUCAGCUAUGUUGUCACAAUUGUUAAGCAUCGCAGGCAGAUUGUUUAUUCACGGUGUCACGGAACUGGAUUGUGUAAAAUUCUUCUCGUCAGAUCUCCAUUUUAAAAAGACACAGCUAUGAGUGGGAGAAGGAAAGCGAAACCAAACCGAGGCGGGGGACGGUUCAACAAACCAAGAGGAGGAGGAGGAGGAGGAAGAGGAAAAAGUGGAGGAGGCGGAGGCGGAGCCAGGAAGGCAGCAGACAACUCCUGGGAUGAUGGAGAUGAUUUCAGCCUGUUUUGCGGACCUAGUCGUCCACCCAGACCAGGUGGCAGAGGCAGAGGCAGAGGUGCGGUAGGUGGCAGUAGCAGUAGCAGAGGGAGGCCUAAAACAGACUCUGGAGCCAGGCCAAGGCCCAGACCUGAAGAGAACGGCAGGCCUCGUCCAAAAACAGAACUUCCACGAAUGCCGAUGCAGAAGAUACACAUGACCUCUGAGAAUCAGGCCAGCGUUAAAGAACUGCUACGGGAACUGCAGACUCAAGAUUUUGAAGAACCUGACGAAAACUGUGAAGAGUACUCAGGUUCUGAACCCGAAGAGGAGGAGUAUGAUGAGCUUGAUUACCGUGAUGAUGGUCAGUUCUGGUGUACUAACGAUGACCCGGUAGAAGUCUCUGAUAGCGCAGUGUUUGAGCCUGAUUCAGAGGAGGAACGAGAGGUUUGCGAGAUCCCCAUCUCGUAUGUUGCCAUUGGAAAGCUUAGCAGAUAUGGUUUUGAUAAGGAACGUUGCAAAUUGGCAUUACAGUCAUGUAACAGAGAAGUUGGAGUUUCUUUGGAGUAUUUGCUUCAGCAGUGCUUUAAAGAAAAGUAUGGAAAGCGUGCCAGGUCCAUAGCCACAUGUCGUGACAUUACCAUGGAGGACUGCCUGGUGCAACGGCAGGAGGAAGCUUUUGCCCUGUCUUCCAUAUAUGGGGACAGGUUCACCGAGAGAAUCCACAAUAGGGUCUGGACAGUCACGGUGGCGCUGGAGUUUUUAAUUGAGAAAAGCAACAAUCAUAAACAGGGAAGCGCCAACAAGGAAACCAGCCAGGUCUUGUUAAAAGAUGUAUGCCGGUUUUACCUGAAGGGGGCAGGGUGUCGGUUUGGGACAAAAUGUCGAUUUAAACAUCAGAUGCCUACAGAACCCUGCCCAAAUACAAAGAAACCUAUGGGACCAAGUCAAUCCAGCUUUGACAGCAACACGCCUCCUGUGUAUGAGCUAGAGAUCCGUUUCCCUGAGGGCAAUCGGUACCCUUUCCAAGCUCCUGUCGUGGCAUUUACUACCACUGAUGAGACUGUGCUAUUUCCAGGCCGUUUACACGUUUCUGAAUACCUCUACGGGGAGGCUCUAGUUGCUGCAGAGUUGGGUGAGCCUGUCGUGUUCACCUUGAUCACCUGUUUGGAAGAUGAAGCCAAAAUGAGUGAAUUGCUAGCUAACAACCACCACAAGUACAGCGUCCCCCCACCACCUCUGCCUGCUGUUGCUCCAGCUAAAAGCAAAAGUGUUAAAAGAGUUUCCCCUGUCCAGGAUGUCCCCAAGCAAUUGGAAGUGAAGAAAGCCGUGGAGUCUGAAGAAGAGGAGGAGGAGGAGGACCUGGAUGAUCCUCCAGCAGUCCCUGUUGAGAACGAGAGCUAUGUGAACUUCAAGAAAAAGUUCACCAAGAAGUACGAAUGGAAAGCAGAGAGUGUGCAGCAGGAAAACGCAAAGCUUUGUAGACAGUUCAGGAACAAGCAGUCUUCCAGGCGCUUUCUCUCGAUGUUGCAGGAAAGGCAGAAGCUCCCUGCAUGGCAAGAAAAAAAAAACAUCUUAGAAAUGUUGAGUCGAAGCCAGGUGUUGGUUGUGAGUGGGAUGACUGGGUGCGGUAAAACCACGCAGAUCCCACAGUUCAUCUUGGACGACACUCUGAAGGGGCCUGCAGGAAAGGUUGCGAACAUCAUCUGCACACAGCCGCGCCGGAUCUCUGCCAUCUCUGUAGCUGAACGAGUGGCCCAGGAGAGAGCAGAGAGACUGGGGACGACUGUGGGGUAUCAGAUCAGACUCGAGACUGUGAAGUCUUCUGCCACCAGGUUGCUGUACUGUACUACUGGAGUGUUGCUGAGGAGACUAGAGGGAGACACAGACCUGCAAGGUGUUACUCAUGUUAUUGUGGAUGAGGUCCACGAAAGAACAGAAGAAAGUGAUUUCUUAUUAUUGGUCCUGAAAGACAUAAUGAUCCAGAGGUCUGACCUGCGCAUUAUACUCAUGAGUGCUACGCUUAACGCUGAACUCUUUUCUCAAUACUUUUUUACCUGCCCCACUAUUAAUAUACCAGGUCGUACAUUCCCAGUUGAUCAAUUUUUCCUGGAAGAUGCCCUUGCAAAAACCAGAUAUGUUAUAGAAGAUGGAAGCCCGUAUAUGCGGUCUGGAAAGCAAGGCAACCAGACAAGCAAAGGGAAAAAUAACCGGAAUGCAGUGGAGCAAUUGGAGGAUGACAUGUGGUCAUUUAUGCACUUUCAAAAAGAUGAGUUUGUCAAAGACUCGAUUCCAGAUCAACAGCUAACAAUCCAGCAAAUGACAGUACGAUAUAAAGGGGUAAGCAAGUCCGUUCUUAAGACAAUGGCUGCCAUGGAUUUAGAGAAAAUUAACAUGGACUUAGUUGAGGCAGUGUUGGAGUGGAUAGUCGAUGGGGAUCACAGCUAUCCACCAGGUGCUGUUCUGGUAUUUAUGCCUGGUUUAGCAGAAAUUAAGAUGCUGUAUGAACAACUGCAGUCCAAUCGUCUGUUUAAUGGCAGGCGUAAUGCAAGGUGUGCCAUUUACCCGCUGCACUCGUCGCUGUCCAGCGAGGAACAACAAGCUGUGUUCAAUCGGCCUCCAGAGGGUGUGACAAAAAUCAUCAUUUCCACAAACAUCGCUGAAACGUCAGUCACCAUUGAUGACGUGGUGUACGUCAUUGAUUCAGGGAAGAUGAAAGAGAAGAGGUACGACGCCAGCAAGAGCAUGGAGAGCUUAGAGGACUCCUGGGUGUCACGAGCCAAUGCUUUACAGAGGAGAGGGAGAGCAGGGCGAGUUGCCUCUGGAGUCUGCUUUCAUCUCUUCACCAGUCACUGUUUCCGUCACCAGCUCACAGAGCAGCAGCUGCCUGAGAUUCAAAGGGUGCCAUUAGAGCAGCUAUGCCUUAGGAUCAAAAUUUUAGACAUGUUUGCCGACCAGCCUUUAGAGUUCGUUUUCUCCAGUCUGAUUGAGCCUCCAGCGGCUAACAGUGUGGAAGCUGCCAAACAGAGACUGCAAGACCUGGGAGCCUUGACGCCGGACGAGAAGCUCACUCCUCUGGGCUAUCACCUGGCCUCGCUGCCUGUGGACGUCCGGAUUGGGAAGCUAAUGCUGUUCGGUGCCAUCUUCCGCUGCCUAGACCCAGCUUUGACCAUCGCAGCCAGCUUAGCCUUCAAAUCGCCAUUCGUCUCUCCAUGGGAUAAGCGAGAGGAGGCCAAUAUGAAAAAGAUGGAGUUUGCCUUAGGCAACAGUGACCAUCUGGCUCUUCUGCAGGCGUACAAGGGAUGGAAAUCUGCUGCUAAGCAGGGUUCCCAAGCAGGUUUCAGAUACUGCAGGGAAAACUUCUUAUCUGGACGAGUUCUACAGGAAAUUGCCAGUCUAAAAAGACAGUUUGCAGAGCUGCUAUCUGAUAUUGGGUUUGUGAAAGACGGGCUUAAAGCCAGAGUCAUUGAAAGGAUGAGUAGCAAAGGAGAAGAUGGUAUAUUGGAAGCUACAGGUCACGAGGCUAACUCUAAUGCUGACAACAUCAAGCUCAUGUCAGCCAUGCUUUGUGCUGCCCUCUACCCAAAUGUGGUUCAGGUAAGGGCUCCGCAAGGUAAAUACCAGCUAACCAGCAAAGGAGCAGUGAAAAUGCAGCCCAAAGCAGAUGAACUGAAAUUCAUGACGAAGAAUGAUGGCAGUGUUCAUGUUCACCCAUCUUCUGUGAACUAUCCGGUCAGACACUUUGACAGUCCUUACCUGGUGUACCACGAGAAGGUGAAGACCAGCCGGGUUUUUAUCCGAGACUGCAGCAUGGUGUCUGUGUACCCACUGGUCCUGUUUGGAGGCGGACAAGUCAAAGUAGACUUGCAGAGAGGGGAGUUUGUUAUCUCCCUCGAUGACGGCUGGAUCUGCUUUGCAGCUACUUCACAUCAGGUUGCAGAACUGGUGAAAGAGCUUCGCUGGGAACUAGAUCAGCUUUUAGAAGAUAAAAUCAAGAAUCCCACAAUGGACUUAUGCAGUUGCCCCAGAGGGUCUAGGAUUAUUGACAUGAUUGUUAAACUUGUUACUACACAAUAGAAGCACAUCACUGCAUCCUGGUCAGUACUGACAGAUGCGAAGUGAAGGAAGAGUUAGCAGCAGUUUGAAGUUUGUCUCACUUUAAAAAAGUUGUGUAUCCUGUUUACUACUUUUUUACAUCUUUGUCACGGCCAGUGCCAUUGUACAUAAGACACUAAAUGGUGGCUUAGUUUGACUUGCUUGUGAAUAUUAAUAUGGGUAUACUACAUUUGCCAAUAUGCAAUAGUUAUAUAGUAUGUGCAAGUGAACUAUACUAUAAGAGAUCCAGUCUGGAUGAGACAUAAACUGAGUUCAGUUUAGAGGAAGAGACCAGUUCUCCCAAAUCCGUUCCAAGCAUGUAUGCACAAAAAUCCUUAAGCAAAGUUUUCAAUUAAGUACUUUUUUUAGGCCUUGGACAAAUCAGAAAAAUUCUUUGAGUACAUAUAAAGUGAUUUUCUUGUUCAAAGAAAUUGUGAGAAAUACAACAAUUUAAUUGAGAGAAUCAAAGUGUGUAUAUCCCAUGGUUAGAGUUAAUAAAAUAUAGAUGGAUCUGCUUCAAGAAAAAGAUUUGGUCUUUUCAGUUAUGUUUGCAUUCAGUGUAUGAGAGACGUGCAAUGCUCUUAUUUAUUUAUGUUUAUAAUUGAAAAUACUAGCUUAAAUUAAAAGGGCUCUUUAUGAGCAACACAUGGAAAAAUGUUUUACUGGUACUGCCAAAGACUGUUAAACAAAAAAAAUAUUAUUAUAAAGAUACUGUAUUCUAACCAGUAAUUACUGUUUGUUUCCUGUAAAGGUAUAUGAAAAGACCACCACUUUGAUGCAAUAAAAUGCCAAUUUCUUUA